This is a messenger RNA of Brienomyrus brachyistius, 10360 nucleotides long. RefSeq lists its product as uncharacterized. The record is from RefSeq and is a predicted model, not a curated record. The transcript is spliced from 66 exons. Lineage: Eukaryota; Metazoa; Chordata; Actinopteri; Osteoglossiformes; Mormyridae. The coding region runs from base 255 to 10160 and encodes 3301 amino acids.
AGUAAUGCAUAGCACUUCUCGAAGAGGUGCUGUCAUGCAUGGCAGUACCCAGCAUGCAUCCUCCCAUUGGCUAGUAAGAUGGCCGCGCCUCUUAACGAGACCGGAGUCUGGUGACACCCAGACCUUUCACUAGCAAUUAGCUUUCAGUUUUGGUUAUACAGAGAAAUAUGAAAAACGUCUCAUUUGAAGCAUAAGGAAACAUUUGUUCUUCGAUUUCUUGCGUCGAGAGAAAUAUUAAAUAAAACAUAAUAAUCAUGGACAACCGGAAGGAUAUACAGAAUCUGUUUGAACACAUCAAGUUAAUUUCUGAAGAAGCUGAGCGCAUACAAAGUGGGGCAGUUCCUUAUGGUCCAGAUAUUCUGGCAUCAACAAGGGAGAACCUUAGUAAACUCCUACCGGGAGAACGAAAUUUUCAAGUUCGAAGUCACAUCACGGGCCUCAUCGAUGCAUUUUUACAGGAGCAAAGCAGACGAAGUGUGGAUUCAGUCCCAGCUGAUGCCAUGAAGGCAGUUCCUCACGGUCCAGAUAUUCCGACAUCGGCCAAGGAGGACCUACCAGGUGCACGUGUUUAUCAAGUUCAGAAACACAUCAUGGGCCUCAUCAAUGUGUUUUUACAGGAGCAAGCCGAACAAAGUAUGGAUUCAAGCCCAGCUGAUGUCAUGAAUCAUGCUCCGGAGGUCCUACAGUCCAAUGAUGAUCCCACCAACGUGGAUAUGAAGGAGAAUCCGAUGGCUGCGCAGAAUGACAAAUGGCCAAACAUCAACAAUGAAGUUGAGCUUCCUAGGAAUGGCACUGAUCCAGCAGAUCUAAUGGUCUUGUGUGAAGGUCAUGCUCCAGAGGUCCUACAGUCCAGUGUUGACCCUACCAACGUGGAUAUGAAGGAGAUGCCAAUGGCUGCCCAGGAUGGCAAAAGGCCAGACAUCACCAAUGAAGUUGAGCUUCCUAGGAAUGGCACUGAUCCAGUAGGUCAUGCUCCGGAGGUCCUGCAGUCCAAUGUUGAUCCCACCAACGUGGAUAUGAAGGAGACGCCAAUGGCUGCCCAGGAUGGCAAAAGGCCAGACAUCACCCAUGAAGCUGAGCUUCCUAGGAAUGGCACUGAUCCAGCAGCAGAGAAAGAUGGCCAACUUGCCGGAGAGACAAGACAUUCCACGUGCUUACCCAGAUGUGCUGCCUCAAACUGGGCCCCAAGUGCCGCCAUGCAGCAGAUGACACCUCAGCACCACACCUCAGCCAGUGAACAUUCCACUGACCCUUCUGGAGGUCAUGCUUCGGAGGUCCUACGGUACAAUACUGAUCCCACCAACGUGGAUAUGAAGGAGAAGCCGAUGGCUGACCAGGAUGACAAAAAGCCAAACAUCACCACUGACAGUCAUGCUCCAGAGGUCCUACAGUCCAGUGUUGACCCUACCAACGUGGAUAUGAAGGAGACGCCAAUGGCUGCCCAGGAUGGCAAAAGGCCAGACAUCACCAAUGAAGUUGAGUUUCCUAGGAAUGGCACUGAUCCAGCAGAUGAGGAGAGAGAAUUGCAUCAGAGGGUGUUUGUACCAGUAAUGGAACAUUCCACUGUCCUCUCUGGAGAUCUAAUGGUCUUGUGUGAAGGUCAUGCUCCGGAGGUCCUACAGUCCAAUGUUGAUCCCACCAACGUGGGUAUGAAGGAGAAUCUGAUGGCUGCCCUGAAUGGCAAAAGGCCAAACGUCACCAAUGGAGUAAAAGUCCACAUGCUGGUUGCUGGAGAAACUUUUCGUGCUCAUGAAACCUUCAUACAAAAGCUGAAUCUGCAGAUAAUCCCCUGCAGUGCAGAGAACAGCAGCGUCAUCCUGGUCUUCUGUCCUGUUGUGUCUCGGAUUGGGACAGACAUGGAGGCAGCCAUGGCCAGAGUUACAGUAAACAAACCUGUCAUCCUGGUGUUCAUGCACCACUUUCACCGCCCCAGUCACAUGACCAACAUCACAGUGCCACCGUCCAGGGGCAACAUAGUGCAAGUCGUCCACUGCGCCUACCAUGAAAAUAAAGGGCUACUGCAGUGCCAGGAAAAUGAGCAGGCGGUCAGAGCAGUGCGGUCAGCACUGCUGAGGUAUGUUGAUUUGCAUGAUGACGUCCCACAGCCUAAAUUCCCUCGCAACCAGCCAGUGAUGGUGCAGCAGCAGAUGGCCGCCCAGGGUACCAAUAGAGCAAAGAUCACCAAUGACAAUGUGAAAGUCCACAUGCUGGUUGUUGGAGAAACUUUUCAUUUCCAUGAAACCUUCAUACAAAAGCUGAAGCUGCAGAUAGAGCUCUGCAGUGCAGAGAAGUCUGACGUCAUCCUGGUCUUCUGUACUGUUGUUUCUCGGAUUGAGAAAGACAUGGAGGCAGCCAUGGCCAGAGUUACAGAAGACAAACCUGUCAUCCUGGUGUUCAUGCACCACUGUCACAACCCCAGUCACAUGACUGACAUCACAGUGCAACCGUCCAGGAGCAACAUAGUACAAGUCGUCCACUGCGCCUUCCAUGAAUCUAUAGGGCUGCUGCAAUGCCAGGAAAAUGAGCAGGCGGUCAAGGGCAUGCGGUCAGCACUGCUGAGAUUCUGCAGCAGAGUUGAUGUACAAGCUGAGAUCCCUCUCACCCAAUCGGAGACUGAGCAGCAGCCUGUAGCAGCUCGAAAUGCCAAUAAGUCAAUCAUCACCAAUGAGGUACCAAGGACGAGUACCAAGCCAAUGACAGAGGAGAGGGAAUCUGGUCAAGGGAUGAUUGUACCGGCAAAGGGACAUUCCACUGCCCCCUCUGGAGGAACUUCAUUGUGGUCUAAGACUGGACGAUUCUCCUUCUCAAAGCGAAACUGGAAUAUCUCUUCAGUGAAAGUCCACAUGCUGGUCGCUGGAGAAACUUUCAAUACCCAUGAAACCUUCAUACAAAAGCUGAAGCUGCAGAUGGAGCUCUGCAGUGCAGAGAGCAGCAGCGUCAUCCUGGUCUUCUGUCCUGUUGUUUCUCAGAUUGGGAGAGACAUGGAGGCAGCCAUGGCCAGAGUUACAGAAGACAAACCUGUCAUCCUGGUGUUCAUGCACCACUGUCACAAACCCAGUCACAUGACUGACAUCACAGUGCAACCGUCCAGGAGCAACAUAGUGCAAGUCGUCCACUGCGCCUUCCAUGAAUCUAUAGGGCUGCUGCAAUGCCAGGAAAAUGAACAGGCGGUCAAGGGCGUGCGGUCAGCACUGCUGAGAUUCUGCAGCAGUGUUGAUGUACAAGCUGAGAUCCCUCUCACCCAAUCGGAGACUGAGCAGCAGCCUGUAGCAGCUCGAAAUGCCAAUAGGUCAAUCAUCGCCAAUGAGGUACCAAGGACGUGUACCAAGCCAAUGACAGAGGAGAGGGAAUCUGGUCAAGGGAUGAUUGUACCAGCAAAGGGACAUUCCACUGCCCCCUCUGGAGGAACUUCAUUGUGGUCUAAAACUGAACGAUUCUUCUCAAAGCCAAACUGGAAUAUCUCUUCAGUGAAAGUCCACAUGCUGGUCGCUGGAGAAACUUUCAAUACCCAUGAAACCUUCAUACAAAAGCUGAAGCUGCAGAUAGAGCUCUGCAGUGCAGAGAGCAGCAACGUCAUCCUGGUCUUCUGUCCUGUCGUUUCUCGGAUUGGGACAGACAUGGAGGCAGCCAUGGCCAGAGUUACAGGAAAAAAAUCUGUCAUCCUGGUGUUUAUGCACCACUGUCACAAACCCAGUCACAUGACUGACAUCACAGUACAACCGUCCAGGGGCAACAUAGUGCAAGUCGUCCACUGCUCCUUCCAUGUAUCUAAAGGGCUGCUGAAAUGUCAGGCAAAUGAGCAGGCGGUCAGUGCAGUGCGGACAGCACUGCUGAGCGAGGAGAGAACCGAGUUAGAUGGUGAGGAGAGUGAAUCUGACGGGUGGGUGGUGAUACAAUCGGAACAUUCCACUGCCCCCCCUGGAGGAACUUCAUUGUUUUCUGUGAUUCAAGAUCUUUUCCUCUUAAUGUCAAAGUGGAAUUUCAUCUAUCCAAGUAAGCUUCUAUCUGCAGUGGUCUCAUGGCUAUACCCAAAUACUUCAGUGAAAGCCCAUAAACUGGUUGCCGGAGAAACAUUCAAUACUCAUGAAACCUUCAUACAAAAGCUGAAUCUGCAGAUACAGCUCUGCAGUGCAGAGAACAGCGACGUCAUCCUGGUCUUCUGUCCUGUUGCUUCUCGGAUUGGCACAGACAUGGAGGCAGCCAUGGCCAGAGUUACAGCAAACAAACCUGUCAUCCUGGUGUUCAUGCACCACUGUCACAACCCCAGUCACAUGACCAACAUCACAGUGCAACCACGCAGGAGCAACAUAGUGGAAGUCGUCCACUGCGCCUUCCAUCAAUAUAAAGGGCUGCUAGAAUGCCAGGAAAACGAGCAGGCGGUCGCGGAGGUGUAUCUGACACUGCUGAGGUAUGUUGAUUCACAUGCGGAGGUCUCACAGUCAAAAAGUGAGUCAGAAAUUAGGCGGGAACUGAUAGCUGCCCAGGAUGACAUCACCCAUGACAACGAGCCUCAGAGCACUGAACCAGUGGGAGAGAGGAGUGAAUCCCAUCAGUGCAAGGAUGAAAUGGAAAUGGAAGAUUCCGGUGGCUCCUCUGGAGGUCAUGCUCCGGAGGUCCUACAAUCCCAUGUUGAUCCCACCAACAUGGAUAUGAAGGAGAAGCCGAUGGCUGCCCAGGAUGGCAAAAGGCCAAACAUCACCACCGACAGUGAGCUUCCUAGGAAGGACAUUGAUCCUGCAGAUGAGGAGAGAGAAUUGCAUCAGAGGGUGUUUGUACCAGCACUGGAACAUUCCACUGGCCUUUCUAGAGGUCAUACUCCGGAGGUCCUACAGUCCAAUGUUGAUCCCACCAACGUGGAUAUGAAGGAGAAGUCGAUGGCUGACCAGGAUGGCAAAUGCCCACGAAAAAGGCCCUCAGGAGAAAAUUCAGCGUGUCCUUCAUCUGGAGUACCCACAAACCCUAAGAAGAUCAAUUGUGCAUCUUCAUUAAAAAUACAUGUGCUGGUUGCUGGAGAAACUUUCCAGGCCCAUGAAACCUUCAUACAAAAGCUGAACCUGCAGAUAGAGCUCUGCAGUGCAGAGAGCAGCAGCGUCAUCCUGCUCUUCUGUCCUGUUGUUUCUCGGAUUGGGACAGACAUGGAUGCAGCCAUGGACAGAGUUACAGGAACGUCAGCGGUUUCUUCGCCUGCAGUACAUUCCCAGUCAAUGUCAAGCUCUAAGAAGAUGAUAUAUUCCUCUUUUGGUAAGAUGUCCCUGUACUUCAUAGGUUUUUUAUCUGUCACUUUUCAUCUAUAUUUUCUGUUCCAUCUGUCUUCCCCAGAGAAAGUCCACAUGUUGGUUGUCGGAGAAACUUUCAAUACCCAUGAAACCUUCAUACAAAAGCUGAACCUGCAGAUAGAGCUCUGCAGUGCAGAGAACAGCGACGUCAUCCUGGUCUUCUGUACUGUUGUUUCUCGGAUUGGGACAGACAUGGAGGCAGCCAUGGCCAGAGUUACAGAAGACAAACCUGUCAUCCUGGUGUUUAUGCACCACUGUCACAACCCCAGUCACAUGACCAACAUCACAGUGCAACCGUCCAGGGGCAACAUAGUGCAAGUCGUCCACUGCGCCUACCAUGAAUCUAAAGGGCUGCUGCAGUGCCAGGAAAAUGAACAGGCGGUCAAAGCAGUGAGCUCAGCACUGCUGAGGUAUGUUAAUUCACAUGCUGAGGUCUCACAGUCCAAAAGUUACUUAGAAAUUAAGCAGCAGCUGAUGGCUGCCCAGGAUGACAUCACUUCUGACAGUGAGCCUCAGAGCACUGAACCAGUGGGAGAGAGGAGUAAAUCCCAUCAGUGCAAGGAUGUAACAAAAAUGGAAGAUUCCGGUGGGUCCUCUGGAGGUCAUGCUCUGGAGGUCCUACAAUCCAAUGUUGAUCCCACCAACAUGGAUAUGGAGAAGAAGCUGAUGGCUGCCCAGGAUGGCAAAAGGCCAAACAUCACCAAUGAAGUUGAGCUUCCUAGGAAGGACAUUGAUCCUGCAGGUGAGGAGAGAGAUUUGCAUCAGAGGGUGUUUGUACCAGCACUGGAACAUUCCACUGGCCCCUCUGGAGAAAAUUCAGCGUGUCCUUCAUCUGGAGUACCCACAAACCCUAAGAAGAUCAAUUGUGCAUCUUCACUAAAAAUACAUGUGCUGGUUGCUGGAGAAAUGUUUCAGGCCCAUGAGACCUUCAUACAAAAUCUGAAGCUGCAGAUGGAGCUCUGCAGUGCAGAGAGCAGCAACGUCAUCCUGCUCUUCUGUCCUGUUGUUUCUCAGAUUGGGACAGACAUGGAUGCAGCCAUGGACAGAGUUACAGAAGACAAACCUGUCAUCCUGGUGUUCAUGCACCACUGUCACGACCCCAGUCACAUGACCAACAUCACAGUGCAACCGUCCAGGAGCAACAUGCAAAUCAUCCACUGUGCCUACCAUGAAAUUAAAGGGCUGAUGGAAUGCCAGGAAAAUGAGCAAGCGGUCAAAGCAGUGUGGUCAGCACUGCUGAGGUAUGUUGAUUCACAUGAUGACGUCCCACAGCCUGAAGUUUCUCGCCACCAGCCAGCGAUGGUGCAGCAGCAGAUGGCCGCCCAGGGCACCAAUAGCCCAAACGUCACUAAUGACAGCAAGUUUCCUGUGGAGGGCACUGAUCCUGCAAGUAAGGAGAGUGAAUCUCAUCACAGGAUAAUUGUACCACCAAUGGGACAUUCAACUGGCUCAGUGAAAGUCCACAUGCUGGUUGCUGGAGAAACUUUCAAUACCCAUGAAACCUUCAUACAAAAGCUGAACCUGCAGAUAGAGCUCUGCAGUGCAGAGAGCAGCAGCGUCAUCCUGGUCUUCUGUCCUGUUGUUUCUCAGAUUGAGACAAACAUGGAGGCAACCAUGGCCAGAGUUACAGAAGACAAACCUGUCAUCCUGGUGUUCAUGCACCACUGUCACGACCCCAGUCACAUGACCAACAUCACAGUGCAACCGUCCAUGAGCAGCGUAGUGCAAGUUGUCCACUGCGCCUUCCAUCAAUCUAGAGGGCUGCUGCAAUGCCAGGAAAAUGAGCAGGCUGUCGACAAGGUGCAUUCAGCACUGCUGAUGUACAAGUUCAGAAACAGACACUCUACAGAGUAUGUUGACUCACAUGCUGGGGUCUCACAAUCAAAGGUCCCUCCCACCCAAUCAGAGAUGGAGCAGCAGCAAAAGGCUACUCAUGAUGUCAAUAGAUCAAUGAUCACUGACGGCAGCAGGCUUCAGAGUAAGGGCCAUAAGCUAGUGUCUGGGAAGAGCGACCAGAGGAAGGUUACAUCAGGAGGAGUUAAAGUUCACGUGCUGGUUACUGGGGAAACUUUCCAGACCCAUGAUACCUUCAUGCAAAAGCUGAAGUCGAAGAUAAACCCCUGCAGUGCAGAGAGCAGCAACGUCAUCCUGGUCUUCUGUCCUGUCGUUUCUCGGAUUGGGACAGACAUGGAGGCAGCCAUGGCCAGAGUUACAGAAGACAAACCUGUUAUCCUGGUGUUCAUGCACCACUGUCACAACCCCAGUCACAUAACCAACAUCACAGUGCAACCGUCCAGGGGCAACAUAGUGCAAGUCGUCCACUGUGCUUACCAUCAAUCUAAAGGGCUGCUGCAAUGCCAGGAAAAUAAGGAGGCUGUCGACAAGGUGCAUUCAGCGCUGCUGAGGAAUUUACAUGCUGAGGUCCCACAGUCCAAGGUCCUCUUGAUGACAUCAGAUAUGGAGAAACAACCAAUGGUUGCCCAGGAUGCUGAUAAGCCAAUCAGCACCAGUGACGGCGAGCAUCACAGGAAGGGCACUGAGCCAAUGGAUCUAAUAAACUUGAGUGAAGGUGAUGUUCUGGAGGUCCUCCAUUCCAAUGUUGAUCCCACCAACGUGGAUAUGAAGGAGAAGCUGAUGGCUGCCCAGGAUGACAAAAAGCCAAGCAUCACCAAUGAAGGUGAGCUUCCUAGGAAGGACAUUGAUCCUGCAGAUGAGGAGAGAGAAUUGCAUCAGAGGGUGUUUGUACCAGCACUGGAACAUUCCACUGGCCCCUCUGGAGGUUUACCUCCGGAGGUCCUACAGUCCAAUGUUGAUCCCACCAACGUGGAUAUGAAGGAGAAGCCGAUGGCUGACCAGGAUGGCAAAAAGCCAAGCUUCACCACUGACAGUGAGCUUCCUAGGAAGGACAUUUAUCAUGCAGGUUUACCUCCGGAGGUCCUACAGUCCAAUGUUGAUCCCACCAACGUGGAUAUGAAGGAGAAGCCGAUGGCUGACCAGGAUGGCAAAAAGCCAAGCUUCACCACUGACAGUGAGCUUCCUAGGAAGGACAUUUAUCAUGCAGGUUUACCUCCGGAGGUCCUACAGUCCAAUGUUGAUCCCACCAACGUGGAUAUGAAGGAGAAGCCGAUGGCUGACCAGGAUGGCAAAAAGCCAAGCAUCACCAACGACAGUGAGCUUCCUAGGAAGGACAUCGAUCCUGCAGAUGAGGAGAGAGAAUUGCAUCAGAGGGUGUUUGUACCAGCACUGGAACAUUCCACUGGCCCCUCUGGAGAUCUAAUGGUCUUGUGGGAAGGUCAUACUCUGGAGGUCCUACAGUCCAAUGUUGAUCCCACCAACGUGGAUAUGAAAGAGAAGAUGGCUGCCCAGGAUGACAAAAAGCCAAGCAUCACCACCGACAGUGAGCUUCCUAGGAAGGACAUUGAUCCUGCAGAUGAGGAGAGAGAAUUGCAUCAGAGGGUGUUUGUACCAGUAAUGGAACAUUCCACUGUCCUCUCUAGAGGUUUACCUCCGGAGGUCCUACAGUCCAAUGUUGAUCCCACCAACGUGGAUAUGAAGGAGAAGCCGAUGGCUGACCAGGAUGGCAAAAAGCCAAGCAUCACCACCGACAGUUUACCUCCGGAGGUCCUACAGUCCAAUGUGGAUCCCACCAACAUGGAUAUGAAGGAGAAGAUGGCUGCCCAGGAUGGCAAAAAGCCAAGCAUCACCACCGACAGUUUACCUCCGGAGGUCCUACAGUCCAAUGUUGAUCCCACCAACGUGGAUAUGAAGGAGAAGCCGAUGGCUGACCAGGAUGGCAAAAAGCCAAGCAUCACCACCGACAGUUUAGCUCCGGAGGUCCUACAGUCCAAUGUUGAUCCCACUAACGUGGAUAUGAAGGAGAAGCCGAUGGCUGACCAGGAUGGCAAAAAGCCAAGCAUCACCACCGACAGUUUACCUCCGGAGGUCCUACAGUCCAAUGUUGAUCCCACCAACGUGGAUAUGAAAGAGAAGAUGACUGACCAGGAUGACAAAAAGCCAAGCAUCACCACCGACAGUGAGCUUCCUAGGAAGGACAUUGAUCCUGCAGAUGAGGAGAGAGAAUUGCAUCAGAGGGUGUUUGUACCAGUAAUGGAACAUUCCACUGGCCCCUCUGGAGGUCAUGCUCCAGAGGUCCUACAGUCCAAUGUGGAUCCCACCAACAUGGAUAUGAAGGAGAAGAUGGCUGCCCAGGAUGGCAAAAAGCCAAGCAUCACCAACGACAGUGAGCUUCCUAGGAAGGAAGAUCCUGCAGACGAGGAGAGAGAAUUGCAUCAGAGGGUGUUUGUACCAGCACUGGAACAUUCCACUGGCCUCUCUGGAGGUCAUGCUCCGGAGGUCCUACAAUCCAAUGUUGAUCCCACCAACGUGGAUAUGAAGGAGAAGAUGUCUGUCCAGGAUGGCAAAAAGCCAAGCAUCACCAAUGACAGUCUGGAGCAGAAGUUGGUAGCUGCCAAGGAUGCCAAAAGGCCGCACAAAAGCUCUAAAAAAGUAAAGGUCCACAUGCUGGUUACCGGAGAAAUUUUCAAUACUCAUGAGACCUUCAUUGAAAAGCUGAAGCUGCGGAUAAAGCUCUGCAGUGUAGAGAACAGCAACGUCAUCCUGCUCUUCUGUCCUGUCGUUUCUCAUGUUAAGACAGACAUGGAGGCAGCCAUGGCCAGAGUUACAGAAGACAAACCUGUCAUCCUGGUGUUCAUGCACCACUGUCACAGCCCCAAUCACAUGACCAACAUCACAGUGCAACCAUCCAGGGGCAACAUACUGCAAGUCGUCCACUGUGCCUUCCAUGAAACUAAAGGGCUGAUGGAAUGCCAGGAAAAUGAGCAGGCGGUCAAAGCCGUGCGGUCAGCACUGCUGAGGUACAAGUGAAGAUGCAGACCCUCUGCACGGGAAACUACUGUUAACACAAAUACUGUGCACACACUCAAAAUUUUAAUCAGUUUAAUCAACUGUCCUCAGAGUUUGUAAUCAAACUAUGUAAUUAUUCUGCUGUUGAGUUCAACUAUGCAGAAUGUUUCCGACUAAGAAUCACCAACCAAUAUAAAAACACGACAAAGAACCAAACAAAU